Messenger RNA from Athalia rosae (coleseed sawfly), 3583 nucleotides. RefSeq lists its product as uncharacterized. The transcript is spliced from 14 exons. Gene Ontology annotation, cellular component: membrane. Gene Ontology annotation, molecular function: glutamate-gated receptor activity. The record is from RefSeq and is a predicted model, not a curated record. The coding region runs from base 1155 to 3083 and encodes 642 amino acids. NCBI's taxonomy places the organism in Eukaryota, Metazoa, Arthropoda, Insecta, Hymenoptera, Athaliidae.
GAAAUAUUGAAACGAGAGAUAUCUUUCUUUGAUGUCAUUGGGUAGUCGCGGUAUUUGUCGGUUUUAUGAUAAUGGCUCGCACAGUCGUAUGUGAAUUCUUCUGAAACAUCAAAUAUUGCGUAUCCAUAUUAUGUAUUAUGUCAACGAUAAGGCUGAACACAUUACGCAAUACUCUGGAUCGUUGUAAAAUCAAAAAACGAAAAUGUUCCAAUAGAAGACAACGGUGUUGCGUAAUUCGUAUUGUAUAAGUAUAAGCCUUAUUAUUUUAUGUACGCAGAGUCAUGUGUCGUGUGCCUUAUCCUGAGUUAUCCACCUGUAGUUGUCGGGUAACCUUUGCCGAAAGUCGUUAAUGAAUAAUGAGAUGAACUCAGAAUGUGGGUCAAAGAAUUUUUCAACAUCUACACGUCAUGUUAUUUAUUUUUCUCUGUGUAUUAUCGUUAUCGCACUUUAAAACAGCCAAAUUAGGCACCCUAUGAUAUCUAUGAAUCUACGUGUAGUAUAUCUAAUAACCGGUAACGUCGCAUCGCCUUUAUUUUCAUAAAUUCUACGGGAUCGUUAAUGGAAUUUAAAAUGUUGAAUUAUCGAUGAACUAUAUAAAUAUGCAUUUUGAAUAUAUCGUACCCAAUAAUUGACUCAUCAAAAGGGGUAGGUAUUCUUAUAACAUUUCAUUCGCCACGAUGAUCGAUGGCAAACUAAAGAUAAUAUCAACGAAUAUUUAUAUCAUGUGAAAUAUUUGCGCGUCAUUAACUCCAACAUCGUCUCUGUCCUGUAAUUGCGAAUACAACUGAUAAAACAGUUUCAUUAUGUUUCAUUAUCGAUGUAGCAACCCUUCAAAGACGGCUGGCAUUGGUGAACAGUCGCGGUUUCGGACAUACCCCGUGUACGCGAUUCACCUAUGGCUAUCCAAACUUUAUUCGAACGUCAUUUAAAAUACGAUGCCCUUGUUACUUGACGUGUAAUAUAAAUAAACGUUAACGAUGACUAAUCUCACGUUUAUCGCAGGCGCGAGGGUAACGAUAUUACAAGGGAGUCUAAAUACUAUCUACGUCGCUUCAGUUCGAUCUCACAAUUAGCUUUGCCCAGUUGUUCCUCGAUAACUUUCCCAUAGCUUCGCCGAACCUUUGGCACACCUCGAGUUUAUUUGUAAACACAAGAUGCAGCUGCCCAUCAAGAAUCUCUUUAUUUACCUAAAUUUCUUUGGAAUCGCAUUCGCAGUCGAAAUCAAUGCCGGCCAUCCACUGGUCAACGAUAAGCUUACGUUAUGGAUAUCGGAGAAAGAUUAUUCAACGAUGCUAAAGGUUUCGUUUCCGUUUUCAAGAUGUUGCAACGUAUUCGUAAACGGCACUACCAUUGAGGUGGAACAAUCGUUUGAAUAUUUUGUCAAAUUGUAUCCGUACGAUUAUAUGGUGAUGACAAGAUCGUACGACUGCCAAGGCUACUUGCUGAUCGCAUCCGAGGAAGGAAGGCUACUAUGGGCUUUGAAUAGAGUACCAUCGACGAUUUCAACGACCGAAUUGCUGAUAAUAUUCGAUGGUGACUUGUCGCAAGAUUCGAAAUUAUUCAACGGUUCCUUGUACAGAAAUUCCAAUGCAAAUUUAGUCUCGACCUCCGGGUUCUGGAGUCUCUCGGAAAACUUUUUGGAGCCCCGAAAAUUUGAACGGGUAGCCAGCUACGAAGAACUACGCUACAAAAAUGGACUGGCAGAUUUCAAGGGCAGGGUACUCCAAGCCGCAGCAUUUUACAACCCUCCCAUGUGUUUCCUGAACAAAACCAUAAACAAAACCGUCGACGGGGUCGAAGCUCAAGUUUUUUUGGCUAAUCACGAACUUGGCAGAGACGGCAUCGAGUUACAAAUAUUUAUGCUGAUUGCAGAGAGAUUGAAUUUUUCCUGGUCCUUCAGGAAACCUUCCGGGGGGUUCAGAUACGGUCGUCACGUGAACGGGACCUGGCAGGGUGGUAUGAUCGGCCAGCUCGUGAGUAAAGAGAUCGACAUUGCCUUGAGCGGCAUUUGGUUGAAAGAGGACCAUAACAUAUUCGCGAAUUUAUCAGCUCCAUGGGGUCAGUUACAGAUAAGAUUCCUGGUCCCGCGUCCCAGACCUUACACAAGUUUUUGGGCUUUGACGCGACCAUUCACGCCUACGGUCUGGUGUUGUUUGCUUCUUAUUCUGGUGCUUGAAACUUGCUACAUGACGUUCAGAGCGAGACUGAAACUUACGGAGAACACAAAGCGUUUUCGACGAUUCUCGCACACCUGCAUAGAGAUGACAGGUCGAAUAAUCGGAAUUUGGGUACCAAGGAAAAUUACCGGUGCUAAAGUUCCGCUACAAUUUUGGCAUGCCGCCGGAGUUGUCAUAGUCACCGCCUAUUCUAGUAGUCUAGCCGCAAGAUUGGCCGGAGCAGAAUACGAGGAUAGGAUCGACUCUGUACAGCAAUUCGUAGAGGCCGAUUUAACGUGGGGCAGACAAGGACCGGAACCAAUUUUCAGCGACUAUUUCGACUUGGGCGAUAAAUACCAAGCAAUGUUACCGCGUAGGUAUGAACACGAAAACGACUCGUUAGACAGGCACAGGAAAAUUGUCAACGGAAAUUAUGCGAUAAUAGGCCGAGUCGUUGGCGGCGUAUUUUUUCCCGAGGACGACGUCGAUAGCGUCGACUUGCGUAAUUAUAGAGUAAUGGGUGACACGGUUAGCGCUUAUUAUUCCUCGUUUGCCAUGCAACCGUGGCUGUUGGAACAAAUUAACAAGAUGGUGCUUUGGUGCAGCGAAUCCGGCUUCACGUCCUUUCAUCUGCAAGAUGUUGUCAGACGGCGCACAGGAUCUAGUUUAAGAGAAGUUUUGGAAGAACAUGAUAAGAGCGAUGAAACCGCAAGAGUUUUAGCUUUGACGCCCCUCGCUUCCGGGUUCGCUAUGCUAACCGUUGGAUUGAUCGUCGCAUCGUUAGUAUUCUGCUUCGAAAUUCAAUCGGCCGCCAAGUGCCAGAGGCGGCAAAAUUUGAGAAAAACCGGGAGAAUUCAAGUCCGCGGACGAAUAUCUCGAGACGCCUGGCAAAAGAAAUUGAAGUUUCAAAGUGAAAGUAGCAGGUGAACGAUCGGUAUGAAAUUUUACGGAGAUUCGCAGUCAAUUGUACUUGGGAGGGGAAAUUUUUUUUCGAAAAGUGCACUGUUGAUACCUUGAGCUAUUUCGCAAAAUAAACAAUAAAAACCGGUGCCUUGAGAUUUCACUCAACCAAUUAUCGCGCCUGCGGAGAUUAGAUAGCGUAAUGAAAAUUCUCCACCGCAUCUAGCGACAAAAGGAUAUUCUGCGGUUCGAAGACGAGAGCGAUGUGGACAGAUCGCAGCAGAGACGUCGAGAGAGGAUCUGGUGGAGAGUCAUUAGCGGAGGAGCAGCCUCAACGUUGAAACACGCGAGUUAAGUCGCUCAUCUCGUUGAUCCCGAAAUUGAACGUUAUUGUGUCAGUUAUCAGUUAUCAGUUGGGGUAGGAUCUCUCGACGCACGGAGAAGCAGCUCCUGGCAUACCCGUGCAACCCUUGACGGUAGACGAACAUUUUAAAAUUUUAUUAUCCUCCGGCGAGGAGCUUAUUGAC